AUGUUGACCCACAUCAGGGCUCGCAGCAGGAGUCUGUACCCCAGCUACAAGCCCGGCGGGGGGGCUCAGGAGCUCCAAGACCAGGCCGACUAUCGGGACUUUGUAAAGCCAUGGAGCUCCAUGCAGGAGCUGGGCAGAGAUAUCUAUGAUAUGUAUGCUGAGUAUGAAAGUGAGGAUGAGGAGGACCGGCUGCCGGUGACUUCCUCCCACUUCCUGCUCUCGCCAACCAAACACUUCAAUCUCAACAUCAACGUCGGAGGAACGGUGUACCACGUGCCCUACAGGUUAGCAGCCAAGUAUCCAAAGACACGGAUCGGGCAGUUGGCCACGUACAAGGACCACAGCAGGAAGUUGGAUCUGUGUGACGACUACAUCGUGCACAGCAACGAGUUCUUCUUCGACCGGGACCCUCAAAUCUUCCACAACAUCUUCAACUUCUACAGAACUGGAGUGUUGUACAUUAAAGACGAGCUGUGUCCCCACAACUUCCUGGAGGAGAUAAACUACUGGGGCGUCAGAAUCAAAAACAGCCAUCGCUGCUGCCGCAUCUCCUUCGAAGAGAAGCAGGACGAGCUGAACGAGCAACUGAAGAUACAGAGAGAGCUGAUAGCAGAGAUGGAGGAGGAGGAGAACGAGGUGUUAUUCGACGGCUUGGUCUUCGGGCCGAUGCGGAAGAGUAUCUGGAACGUCAUGGAGAGGCCGUUCUCCUCCGUCAUCGCCAAGCUGAUGGGCAUCGCCUCCUCCCUUUUCGUGCUCAUCUCUCUGGUAACCAUGGCGCUCAACACCGUGGAGGAGAUGCAGUACAAGACGCCGUCGGGCCAGCUCAGCGGCAGAACGUACGGCGAGUACGUGGAGUCGUCCUGCAUCUCCUUCUUCACGCUGGAGUACCUGCUUCGCCUGGUGUGCACCCCCGACCUCAAGAGCUUUGCCCGUAGCAUGCUGAACACCGUGGACCUGGUGGCCAUCCUGCCGCACUACCUGCAGAUGGUCCUGGAGUGCUUUGAGGACCACGACACACAGCUGCACUCAGAGGAAGUCCAGACUGUGGGGCGGCUGGGGAAGGUGGGUCAGGUUCUCAGGAUCAUGCGUCUGAUGAGAAUCUUCAGGAUCUUGAAGCUGGCUCGACACUCGACCGGCCUCAGAGCCUUCGGAUUCACACUGAGGCAGUGCUACCAGCAGGUGGGCUGCUUGCUGCUCUUCAUGGGCAUGGGCAUCUUCAUGUUUUCAGCCAUGGUGUACACGGUGGAGCACGACGUUCCCAACACCAACUUCACCUCCAUGCCGCACGCAUGGUGGUGGGCCGCCGUGAGUAUUUCCACGGUGGGCUACGGCGACAUGCUCCCUGAGACCAACCUGGGCCGUAUCUUCGCCUUCGCCUGCAUCUCCUUUGGCGUCAUCCUCAACGGCAUGCCCAUCUCCAUCCUCUACAACAAGUUCUCCGACUAUUACACCAAACUCAAGUCCCACGAGUACGCCGCCGUCACCAAGGCCCGCGGGAAGGUGCACUUCGCCAAGAGGGCGGCGAAGAGGUUUCACGACUGCUGCGAGGACGUCGUUCAGCCAAGGAAUUCCCAUCUGCAUACAACAAGGUUUUAGAUGUUCACAGUAACAUGUGUGGGAGGUCAGGAGUGACAGUCAGAGAUGUGAAAUGAACCAAAGACUGACUAUGGACAUGGUCAACAUGACGUCAUAUGUUGGUUUCUAAACUCUCAGUUUGGCAUUUUGGCCAUCUUGGAUUUUUGGAGGCAGUAGUUUGAGAGGCUGGAGCAAAGUGCAACCAAACGCCGGCUGGACAAGACACUAUCCUGAAGUGAGAAGACACAGAGACGUAAACAUGGGCAACAUAGUGGAAGUGGACUGUCAGUCACAAUUGAAUCCCUAAAGCACUCCCUGCUUUAUUAAUAAGUUUAACAUCAUGCUGUAUUGAAGAAGACUGAAAACUAGCACGUGAGACCAUACACCUGUCAGGAAAAGGUUUACUGUGGAAAUAAAUCAAAUAAGAAGUACGUCAUUUUCUCAGAGACUUCUAUACAAUCAGGCUUAUAUUUGCAUCCAGUGGAGUUGCAACCAGUUGCUGCUUUAAAUGAACUGUCUGUGACAUUCUGUACAGGCCGUUUUUGUUGCAGAGUAACACUGCUGGAUUCAUGGCAAUUUGAACCAAUAACAAGCUGAGAAAUCUCCAGAUGUCUGGAUCUCAGUUCAGAAACCUUUGAGUUCAAAAUGCUGCUCCAGGGCAUAUUUUGUCAUUAUAUGCAUCGUUUCAUUCAUCCUCCAUAUUUGCUUAUUUGUGCUAUCUCAGCAUGCAUUGGCAAAAGGUGAUGGAGAAAAACCCUAAAUAUAUUGGUUAAUAUUUGUAUUUAUACUCAUCAUUAUACUAUUUUUUAAAAUACUGGAAAUCUAUGCUAAUGCUGUCUGUAUCACAAUCAUCAUCUACCCCCCCCCCCCCCACACACACACACAC
Messenger RNA from Gymnodraco acuticeps, 2461 nucleotides. RefSeq names its product potassium channel, subfamily V, member 2a (gene kcnv2a). Gene Ontology annotation, biological process: protein homooligomerization; potassium ion transmembrane transport. The record is from RefSeq and is a predicted model, not a curated record. NCBI's taxonomy places the organism in Eukaryota, Metazoa, Chordata, Actinopteri, Perciformes, Bathydraconidae. Gene Ontology annotation, cellular component: membrane; voltage-gated potassium channel complex. The coding region runs from base 1 to 1596 and encodes 531 amino acids. Gene Ontology annotation, molecular function: voltage-gated potassium channel activity. The transcript is spliced from 9 exons.